GGUAACGUGCUGGCAAGCCUCGCGACAUUUAUUAAAAUAUUAAAACAGCAUUAGUGAUAUAUAAAAAAACAUUUCAUGCUACUUUUAAACUGUUUUAAUGUUUUAUUAAAAUACUUUUUAAGCUUUAAAUUAAUUUUCCCCUGACAUGACCUUUGACCCGCCGCGCGCUCCCGACGUUAAAUCAGUGCCCGGGAAGCACGCGCUGGUCCAGUCCUGUGAGAGGAGGCGGCAGCAGCAGAGAGGAGAGAAGAGGAGAGGAGAGCGGCCAGGACUCAGGAGGAGAAGGAGAGGACGGAGAAGAGGAGGAGGAGGAGGAACAGCGUUUAACUUCACAGCGGGUUAACUCAACAUGUCGGGCUGAACUCGUCCUCACGAUGUGAAGUUUAAACGGAGCUUUUAUCGCGGAACGUCCGCAGGAUUUAACCCACCGGCGGAGCGCCAUGGACGGGACAGCCGGAGCGGCAGCUCCCCUGUGACGGUCCGACACGGAGCUACAGUGCGGAGUUCACACGGUGACAUUAAUUACCUUUCAAAAUGGCGUCUUUUUUAUCUACUUUAACAUAAAUGAAGUUUAAACCGGACGUCAGCUAACGGCCACACACACACAGGUCAAACUGAAGUUAGCUUAAAGCGCUGUCAGAUGCCUCUGCUCACUGGGAGGGCUACUGGUUUCUACUGGUUUCCACUGUGUGCGGCUUGUUUACUGUAAAACAAGAGUUUAUGGAUUUCCUCCAGCGUCACUGUGAGUAAACAACAACAACAACAAACAUGUAUGCAGGACGGAAGAGAAGAAAACCGGCUCAGAAAGGAGUCAAACCGACCCCAGCCGAAGGCACCAAGUCCAACCCGUCCAAACGCCACCGCGACCGCCUGAACUCGGAGCUGGACCGGCUCGCCAGCCUGCUGCCCUUCCCCGAAGACGUCAUCUCCAGCCUGGACAAGCUGUCCAUCCUGAGGCUGAGCGUCAGCUUCCUCCGCACCAAGAGCUUCUUCUCCGUGGCGCUGAAGAAGAACCAGCUGUCCAACGGCGUGAAGAAGAGCAGCGAUCACAGCGGUGGUCGCGUACCUGAGGGGGAGCUGCUGCUGCAGGCCCUGAACGGCUUCGUCCUGGUGGUGACAGCUGAGGGAAUCAUCUUCUUCUGCUCUCACACCAUCCAGGAUUACCUCGGCUUCCAUCAGACUGACGUGAUGCACCAGAGUGUGUUUGAGCUGAUCCACACUGAAGACCAGCAGGAGUUCAGGAGCAACCUGCACUGGGCCCUCAACCCCCCUGCAGGCCUCGGCCCCCCAACAGAUCCCUCACCAGAUGGUGAGUCAGUGUCGACCUCUUCCUGCCUGGUGAGCUACAACCCCGACCAACUCCCGCCUGAAAACUCGUCCUUCCUGGAGAGAGGCUUCGUCUGCCGCUUCCGCUGUUUGUUGGAUAACUCCUCCGGCUUCCUGGCGCUGAACAUCCAGGGGCGGCUCAAGUUCCUCCACGGUCAGAGCCGGCAGCAGUGCGACAGCGAGGGGAGCACCCCGCCUCAGCUCGCCCUGUUCGCCAUCGCCACGCCCCUACAGCCUCCGGCCAUCUUGGAAAUCAGGACCAGGAACAUGAUCUUCAGGACCAAACACAAGCUGGACUUCACACCCAUGGCCUGCGAUGCAAAGGGUAAAAUUGUUCUGGGCUACACCGAGGCGGAGCUGAGAGUUCGAGGUUCGGGUUACCAGUUCAUCCACGCUGCCGACAUGCUGUACUGCGCUGAGAAUCAUGUCCGAAUGAUAAAGACGGGCGAGAGCGGCCUCACCGUCUUCAGGCUGCUCACGAAGGACAACCGGUGGAAGUGGGUCCAGGCCAACGCCAGGCUCGUCUACAAGAACGGCAAGCCGGACUACAUCAUCGCCACCCAGAGGCCCUUGGUGGACGAGGAAGGAGGGGAGCACCUGAGGAAGAGAUCGAUGCACCUUCCCUUCACCUUCGCCACAGGAGAGGCGAUGCUCUACCAGACCGGUUACCCGCUGCACGGCUUCCCCGAUUCCUUCCAGGGCAAAUCCAAAGGCAGCAAGUCCAAGAAAGGCAAACUGGACAAGAGCUCCUCAGGCAAAUCCAAAGGCAGCAAGUCCAAGAAAGGCAAACUGGACAAGAGCUCCUCAGACGACCUGGACCCAAAGUCGCUGCUGGGAGCGCUGAUGAGCCAGGAUGAGUCCGUGUACGUCUGCCAGCCGGACACGGAGCCUAAGAUGUCAUACCACAGCAGCCUUUUUAGCGAGCAGCAAGGUGACGGUGACGGUUUUGGUGGUUUGUUAGGCGGUGACAGCUGGCAGAUCCCGUCUAACGGGGACGCAGAGAGAUGUAACAGCAAAGCAUCAAGUUACGACCCACUGCUGGCCACUUUGGACUCCCUGUCUCUGGACGGAGACGAGACGUGCUCCAACAGCGAGCUCUUUAGCGCCCUGGAGAAUCUCGGCCUGAACGCCGAGGACCUGGAGCUGCUGCUGCUGGACGAGAGGAUGAUCCAGGUGGAGCUGGGCCCCAACCACAUCCCGACGCUUAACGACCUUCUCACCAAUAACGAAAUCCUCUCCUACAUCCACGACUCGCUGGAGAGCGCGACAGAAGGAGGGGACAGAGGUGGAUUUGGACCGCAGAACACAGACUCCGCCCAAAGUGUCUCCCAGCAGCCACAGACGUGCCCCCCACCCGCUGUCCCUCCACCUCUCCCCAUCACCCAGCUGUCACAACAGAUGCAGCAACACAUCAGUGCAGGCGAGCUGGUGAAAACUCAGCCUGUCAUUCAGUCUGUCUCCCAACCUGCGGACGCCAAGGUUUUAACUAACGGUCACUGGGUGGUGACGACAGGGAACCACCAUCACCCCAACAACCACACCCACCAUCACCCACAUACUGUGCUCAAAGCCUCACAGCUGAACGGUGAACAUAAACACCUUAACGCGCUCCUGGAGUCCAGUCAGCAGUGGCAGCUACAGCAGGACCAGCACCCGCUCCAUCUCCAGUCCCAUCAGCAGCUCAGCAGCCAGAGCGCUCCGCCACCCGCCUUCCAGAGUCAGCUCGGACUUACCACUAACAGAUCUUACAUCCCAAAUGGACACGCAGCCUUUCCACCCAAUGUGGAGGUCGGCCACGCAGGCUACAACCUCUCCAACGCACUGCACGUAGGUGCUGCUGCGCUGAACGGCGUGACCACACCGGACGUCUGUCACUACCAGAGUCGGCCGUACCAGCUGCACCAGAAACACCAGCAGCAGGUGCCACCAUCCUGUUUGCCCCAGAGCUCUGCGCUGGAGUUGGAGCAGUUACUGGGUCUGUCGCAGCCACAGCACAGCCUGCCGUCGUUAGAGGCUUACAGCAUGUUCAACACCACCACACAGGAACCCUCUCACAGCAAGCUGGAGAACGGCUGCCUCCUCAGUGCCACCAACGCAGCGUACAUCAGGACGUGUCUGAUGCCUAAUGGAAACGGAGUGGCGACAGGCGAUAUCCCCGAUGGACUCCCCGCCCUGCAGGACCCCCAGAAAUCUGGAUUUUUCCUCUGAAAGGAUGACGGCAGAGUGUCAGAGGAGAAGAGAAGAGAAGGUACAGAAGAGGCUCAGAAAGGACUUUGCACUCGUGCUACUCUGAGCACCAACCAGGAAAGACGUUUUAUAUCUGUCACGCAUUUUAGUGUUGCUAGCCGCGCGCUCACUGAACGUUUCAUUUUCAUGUUUGGAUAAGAUUUGUGCUCUUUGUUGCCAGUCAGGUGUUUCCAGGUUUCUGGAGCAUGAGCCUGACAGGAGCGUCGCUCUCUGACCUGUAUAUACACCGGAGAGACACUCAGCGAGGCCGCUCACUUUAUUAAACCGGGCUCUUUUUAUCUGGUGCUCAGAUAAGUUAUAAAAGAACGAGGAGUUCCUGUUGCGUUGGAUCACUAAAACUGUUUAACAGAGAUAAACUCAGCUCAGACAAUCAGUACCUUAGCUAAGGAUGCACGAUUAGAGGACAAUUUGUGCUAACGUUAAAUAUUGCGAUGACAAUAUUACUCGUGAUGAAUUAACAGAUGUUAAAGUGUACUCUGCCAAUACAAAGGAAUAAUAGUUACAGUUUAAAGUGCAGUUGCUGCUCUAAAACUCUCUUUCAACCGACUCCAAAAA
Messenger RNA from Epinephelus moara (kelp grouper), 4128 nucleotides. RefSeq names its product aryl hydrocarbon receptor-like. NCBI's taxonomy places the organism in Eukaryota, Metazoa, Chordata, Actinopteri, Perciformes, Serranidae. The transcript is spliced from 11 exons. Gene Ontology annotation, molecular function: nuclear receptor activity; protein dimerization activity; transcription cis-regulatory region binding. The record is from RefSeq and is a predicted model, not a curated record. Gene Ontology annotation, cellular component: aryl hydrocarbon receptor complex; nucleus. Gene Ontology annotation, biological process: regulation of transcription by RNA polymerase II. The coding region runs from base 769 to 3534 and encodes 921 amino acids.